This is a messenger RNA of Spodoptera exigua (beet armyworm), 3444 nucleotides long. The record is from the annotation of a GenBank genome assembly. Lineage: Eukaryota; Metazoa; Arthropoda; Insecta; Lepidoptera; Noctuidae.
AUGUUCCUGCCGGAGUUCGCGAGUUUUGUAGCCGCCAUCUUGUUUGCUGUUCAUCCUAUUCACACUGAGGCGGUGACGGGUGUGGUUGGCCGCGCAGAGAUGUUAUCAUCACUAUUCUUCCUCGGCGCGCUUCUGUGCUACGCGCGCGCCUCACAACGGAGAAGAUACACAGACUGGCGCUACGUGGUAGCGUGUACAGCAUGCGUUGGGGUGGCCAUGUUGUGUAAGGAGCAAGGUAUCACGGUGACCGGCGUGUGCGUCGUCUACGAACUCUUCGUAGCUCAAAAACGUCGAAGUUCAGGAGGUGUGAGUCGCUGGUCGUGGGUCGACGCCUGGGGCAAAGGCUCUGGUUGGGGAUGUGCAUGCGGCGAAGCUGCACGCAGGGUUGCCACUGUAUGCUGCGCCACGCUUGCUUUACUAGCUGCACGACUCCACGUCAUGGGCGCGCAGUUGCCAGUUUUCACGAGAUUCGACAACCCUGCUGGAGCUGCACCCCCGCCUGCGAGACAUCUAACCUUCGCCUACCUACCAGCUCUGAAUGCCUGGUUACUGACCCUACCUGAAGCCUUAUGCUGUGACUGGACAAUGGGCACCGUAGCACUACUCAAGUGUUGGCGUGACCCUCGCAACAUCGCUACUUUGACGCUCUUCAUCAUCAUCGUGGCAGCCACCAUACACGCUUUGAGGACAAGAUCUUCUGCUCUUUCUAUGGGUCUAGCACUUCUCGUGCUACCAUUUCUGCCAGCAUCAAACUUAUUCUUCCCCGUGGGCUUCGUGGUAGCUGAGCGGGUUCUGUACAUGCCUUCCAUGGGCUGGUGCCUCCUCGUGGCCCACGGCUGGCGACUUCUUGCUAAGAGACGAGCAAAACUCGCCGCCAGCGCCCUCAUAUUUCUCCUCCUAGCAUUCAGCGCUAAAACUUACAUGAGGAAUUGGGAUUGGAAGACUGAGUAUUCAAUAUUUGCUUCAGGACUGAAGGUUAACCGCAACAACGCCAAAUUGUACAAUAACGUAGGGCAUGCCUUAGAAGCCGAAGGAAAAUACGCAGAAGCACUAGAGUUCUUCAACACAGCAGUCAGUGUACAACCUGAUGAUGUCGGAGCCCACAUCAAUGUUGGCAGGACCUACAAUCAUCUAGGAAGAUACCAAGAAGCUGAAGACGCUUACGUUAAAGCCAAAUCUCUUCUUCCGAAAGCCAAACCUGGAGAAUCAUACCAAGCAAGAAUAGCCCCUAACCACUUAAAUGUGUUCCUGAAUCUUGCCAACUUGAUCUCGAAGAACGCAACAAGAUUAGAAGAAGCAGACAUGCUGUACAGACAAGCUAUAAGCAUGCGAGCGGACUAUACUCAGGCCUACAUAAAUAGAGGAGAUAUUUUAAUCAAAUUAAAUAGGACGAAGGAGGCACAGGAGGUCUAUGAAAGGGCUUUGCUGUAUGACAGCGGGAACCCGGACAUUUACUAUAACUUGGGAGUAGUCCUCUUAGAACAAGGCAAACCUUCCCAAGCUCUAGCGUACUUAGACAAAGCCUUGGAGUUGGAACCGGAGCACGAACAAGCACUCCUCAACUCUGCGAUACUCCUACAAGAACUUGGGGCUGCAGACCUGAGACACCUGGCGAGACAGCGGCUACUCAAACUACUCGAUAAAGAUGCAACAAACGAGCGAGUACACUUCAACCUUGGAAUGGUGUGUAUGGAUGAAGGGGACGCGGAAUGUGCAGAGCGAUGGUUCCGGGCAGCUGUCCACCUCAAGCCAGACUUUAGAUCUGCACUCUUCAACCUGGCAUUACUACUAGCUGAUAGACGGAGGCCAUUGGAAGCUGCCCCCUUCCUGAAGCAGUUAGUCAGACAUCAUCCCGACCACGUGAAGGCGUUGGUGCUUCUUGGAGACAUCUACAUCAAUUCUGUCAAAGACUUAGAUGCUGCUGAGAGUUGUUACCGGCGCAUCCUGGAGCUGGAGGCGGACAACGUGCAGGCGCUGCACAACCUGUGCGUGGUGGCGGUGGAGCGCGGCCGGCUGGCGGCGGCCGAGACGUGCCUGGCGCGCGCCGCGCAGCUGGCGCCGCACGAGCACUACAUCCAGCGCCACCUGGCGGUCGUCCGCGCGCGCCGCGCCGCCGCCGCCGGGCCCGCGCCGCCCGCCAGCGCGCCGCCCAGCGCCGCCAGCGCCACCACCGAGGUCCGCGCCCGGUGGAACUACAUCCCCCAGCAGCCCCCCGACCCGCACGAGGCCGACGACUCAUAGCCGACCGCGCUGUACUAGACACCGACCCCGAUACGACAUGUAAAUAACAUUUCGCUUAGGAAUAUCUUCUUUGAACACCAAACUGAACGAACGGCCAGUCGCGGUUUAUCUGCCUAUCGAUUAUUUUUAUAAUUUCUUCGAACAAUCAGGGUAUUACCUUCUAUCAGACUCGGACAUAAUGUAUUGUAUUUCACCUUACUGUCGCUUUGUUUCGAUUGUUUCCCUCUCCACUUAUGGAACUAUCCAUUUUGUAACGGUACUGAACGAAGUGUUUACGCCAAACGAUGUAAUAAAAUUAUUGAUCUCGUAGGUAAAACUUGAUUUGCAUAACGGCGUUUCGUGAUAUUAGUUAAAGACAUCAUUAAUUAUAAUUGUGUAUGCCAUAUAUAAAAAGGUAUUAUGUAGACUAUGUUUCAACGAGCUUUUGUCAUUAGCCCGGUAUACGGAAUGUAUGGACAAUUACAAUAUGUGUGUAUUUAAAAGAUAAUUGGAAAUAGCAUAAUAGAAGUGUAUAAACUGUUUCCAGUAAAUUAAUUAUCUAAGUUUCUCUAGUCACAAUGCUCGUUUCGAUAAAAUUUUCGGUUAUUUACUAUAGUUAGAGUAUGAAAUACAUUUGCAUUGUACAUGAAAUUAAAGUUGAAUGACCCCGUGCUUCGAUUAGGCGUGGGCGCAGCACUAGUGAGGCGCCCCGCAUCGCUGCGAAUCCAUCUCUAAUUAACCAUCGUGUUGCCUAGAUAAACAAAACAUUUGUAUAAAGGAUCAGUCAUUACCAGUUCAAAUAAUCACAUGCUCACCGUCCAGCAGUCUUUGGAGAGUAACCAGUGAACACAGAGACCAGGAGGCCAUCAACCACCAAUGCGAAAGAAGUCCAAAUUAAUUCAGUUUGUAUCUACUCGGAAUCUUGCCAAUCUGUGUUAAUCUACCAUUUCACUAUGAGUUCAUACUUACCCAUCUACGGUGCACACUGCUGUUAUGUUUUAUAGACUUUUUAUAGGAAUUUGGUACUUGAUUUUUGUACUGUAUUUUAGGAGAUGACAAUAUAACAACGUCCCAAAUUGUAUUCCAUAUAAGUAUUGUUAUGAGGGCCGCCGGCAGAUUGCCUUCAAAAAGCACAUAUAACAAGUAUCAAGGAAGACACAUGGAGAAUUCAGUACCGAUAAAUAUCCUACGACUGCUAAGGUCACGGACUAUCAAAGGCACAAA